Molecule: messenger RNA, 768 nt
Organism: Echinops telfairi (small Madagascar hedgehog)
Lineage: Eukaryota; Metazoa; Chordata; Mammalia; Afrosoricida; Tenrecidae
Gene: CALM1
Product: calmodulin 1
Exons: 6
Coding region: 16-471 (151 amino acids)
Molecular function (GO): calcium ion binding
Source: RefSeq, a predicted model, not a curated record
UGCGGAGACCAAGUAAUGCAAGUGGCCGAUCAGCUGACCGAAGAGCAGAUUGCUGAAUUCAAGGAGGCUUUCUCCCUGUUCGAUAAAGAUGGCGACGGCACCAUCACAACAAAGGAACUUGGAACUGUCAUGAGGUCUCUGGGACAGAACCCAACUGAAGCUGAAUUACAGGACAUGAUCAACGAGGUGGAUGCUGAUGGUAAUGGCACCAUUGACUUCCCAGAGUUUUUGACGAUGAUGGCUAGAAAGAUGAAGGACACAGACAGUGAAGAAGAGAUCCGUGAGGCCUUCCGAGUCUUUGACAAGGAUGGUAAUGGCUACAUCAGUGCGGCCGAGCUACGCCACGUCAUGACAAACUUAGGAGAAAAACUAACAGACGAAGAAGUAGAUGAAAUGAUCAGAGAAGCAGACAUCGACGGCGACGGACAAGUCAACUAUGAAGAAUUCGUACAGAUGAUGACUGCAAAAUGAAGACCUUCUUUCACUCCUUUAUGCCCCCCCACUAGAAGAAUCAAAUUGAAUCUUUUACUUACCUCUUGCAAAAAAAAAAAGUUCAUUUAUUCAUUGUUUCUGUAUAGCAAAACUGAAUGUCAAAAGUACCUUCUGUCCACACACACACACAGACACACACACACACAAAUCUGCAUGUAUUGGUUGGUGAUCCUGUCCCCUAAAGAUCGAGCUACACAUCAGUUUUACAAUAUCGAUACUUGUACGAACCUGACUGAUAAGGAAGCACUCAGUGGGCUCCUCCAGGAACCGUUGGCU